Molecule: messenger RNA, 1785 nt
Organism: Perkinsus marinus ATCC 50983
Lineage: Eukaryota; Perkinsozoa; Perkinsida; Perkinsidae
Product: coiled-coil alpha-helical rod protein, putative
Exons: 15
Coding region: 1-1785 (594 amino acids)
Cellular component (GO): peroxisome
Source: RefSeq, a predicted model, not a curated record
AUGUCGAAGAAACUCGAAGCGGAAGUCAAACACCUUGAAGGGGACCUCAGUGCGGCCUUAGGGAAAUUGAACAACCUUGAGACACAAGCAAGGGCAGAUCGAGAUGGCUACGAGGAGAAGUUAAAGAGUUACGGGAAGGAAAUUGAGAGGCUCGUGAGGUCCAUAGAAGAGAUGAAAGGGGGUGGAGAAAUGGCGACCCUGCAGAAAGAGCUACGCACAGCCAGUGAGUCCCUCGAGGAGGUCAAACGCAUGGCGGCGGAGGACAAGGCAGAGCAUCAGAAGAAUCAAGAGGAACGAGAUAAGGAAAUCCUCACUCUCAAGGAGUCCAUUGGGAUACUCGAGAGGUCAACAUCCGAGGCAAAGGCAGCCCUAGAGGAGGAGGAUCAGAUUAAGAUCAAUGAGGAGCGGGAUGGAACGGAUUUGCCUUGGGAAUUUUCGAAGGUGAACUUCCACCAUUGCGUAAAGCCUCUGGUUGGGCAGGAAGGAGAACUACCAUCUGAUAUUCUAAAGGAGGGGAGGAUCAGGCUUAUCUUCCACAGGGCACGAUCCCUCCCUUCUACGUUGACAAGCAGUGUGGUGCUAGCCAAGCUCUUGCGUGUAAGAGACAGCAAGGUGCUGCAUGCAUGCUCGACCUUGAGAUGUGCCGUUGACUCUUGGGAGGGCCACUGCGACAUCAAUGAGGAACUCGCGCAUGUUCUGGCUCGGUCCGAGCCCAAUGAUAAAGGCAAGGACGCAGAUAUCAAUCGGAUACUCAACUCGAAGAGUCUACCCGACGCUGUUACAGCUGCAGUCAUCGCAACGCAUCCCAGUGGAGAAGUGGGCACUCCUGAGCCAGAUUUUUACAACUUCUAUUAUGACCAGUCCCAAACUCUAACUAUUUUCCUAAAAGAGACCUUCACUGAUCCACAGAGGAGUGGUAUAAGCGAGGCUCUAGUAUGCAUGACCCCUGGUUCGGUCGGAACCUCAGUUGCUCCCAACUGGAGAGGGUCAGUGAUAAGGAUGAUACUCUCAUCGCCUGGUAGUCAGCGCACGCUCAAGUUACAUGCAAGUCGAUCAGAGUCACAGCAUCGCGAGAAGCCCUCCUCGAGCCGCGUCGAAGGAGGCCACGCCACUGUCGAGGCUGUGCUUGCAAUCGCAAGAGACCGGGAAGAAGUGAAUGCUCAUCUAGCGAGAGAAUACGCCAGAAGGGCCGAGAAUCUAGAAAAGGCCUCGGCCGAUGUCAACAGUCUCACGAAGCAGCUAGAAGCAAUAAGACGAGAAAAUGAGCAAUUACGAGAUAGAAUGAGGGAGGAACGAGGGAUGUGGGAUGAUGCUUCGAAGAAGGCCAAGUCUAAUACUUCUACAGACCCUGUUUUGGAGGCAGCCCUGAAGAGCCUCUCCAGUCAACAGAUCGUUGCACGGUUGCAGGAAACGCUAAUGAAGUACAGAAAUGAGCGAGCAACCGUUGACGAACUCCACAGAAGACUUCAAGCUGCUGGUACUGAAAUAGCAAAGGCCCAGAGAGAUCGACAACGUUUGGAGGAGCUGGAGAAGAUACACGUCGAACAAGCUGAAUACUACCAGAAGUUGAUAGAAAAAUCUGCUAAGUUGCCAAAAUACGAAGCCACGAUAAAGUCACAGACGAAGAUAAUUGCCAAGUUGGAGACGGUUCUUGAGGAGUCUCUGAAGAAGGCUGGAAAAUCUACAAAGAUGUUGAGCGAGCUCACUCGACUCAAAGCGGCCAACGACACUCUCAGGGCGGAAAUACAAGCGCUCAAGGCCAAGUUCGUCGUCACCACUGAAUAG